UUUUUUUUUUUACUAGUCUGAUCCUGUUGCUUAUCGACUUGAACCUUUGAUUGCUCGUCAUUAUAGUUCAAAAUUAAAACCCGAGUAUAUCCCUUAUAUGAAAGGUGGGUUAAAAGGCGUCAUUGACGCUAGUUUUAAUGUUGGCUCGGGUAUUGCUAAUCGUGCAGGAGCCAUGUAUGAAUCAAUCAAGAUGGGAUUAACUGCUAAUUUAUUUAUGCGUGGUUUGGGCCUUUCUCGACAGCAAAUCUAUGAAGAUAUACAUCCAAAAACUUCUGAUACUAUUUCAGAAGAGAAAGAUACCAGUAGUCAACUUACUCGUGUCAGGUCUAAUAGUGAUCCUACACGAUUUGAAUCUUUAUCUAAUGAUAAAACUCAACUAUUUAAACGUACAACUCAAACUGAUAAAAUAUCAAUUAACUCAAAUGGCAAAUCUACAUCAGGGAAGACAUUGCCCUCACCAUUAAUGACACCUAACGACACAUAUUCUCAAGGAGCGCGAAAAUUGAAAAUGCUUAAUGUCACCGGACGUGUAGAUUAUUGUCUGAAAGAAGGAUUACUAGAGAACCCUUAUUUAAGUGCAUUCAGUGCACAUAUGCAAUAUUGGCAGGUAAAUCUUUUAUGAUUUUAUGUUAUUUUUUUGUAUUUAUUAUAUGCCUUCUAAAACAUAUAUUUAUAGGAUAUAGAUGUAGCAGCAUUCCUUAUUAGACAAAUAUAUAAUGAUAAUGAAUAAAGGAAAAAAAAACAUACACACACACACAUACAUUCAUUUAUUUACAAGGC
Cokeromyces recurvatus is the source of this 780-nucleotide messenger RNA. RefSeq lists its product as uncharacterized. Gene Ontology annotation, molecular function: metal ion binding. The record is from RefSeq and is a predicted model, not a curated record. The transcript has a single exon. NCBI's taxonomy places the organism in Eukaryota, Fungi, Mucoromycota, Mucoromycetes, Mucorales, Mucoraceae. Bases 98 to 622 code for a protein of 174 amino acids.